AUGAACCCAAACAACUUGACCGCUGGCCACGAUCAAGCAUUGAUCGCUGGAUCAGCUCCUGUUAUGAUCACGGAUGCCCCAGCACCUUUCGAUGAUGAGGCUGUCGACCCCGACUGCAUACUCCGCACCUCUGAUGAAGUGGACUUUCGCGCGCACAAACUCAUUCUGUCGAUUGCCUCCGCGUUCUUCCGUUCCAUGUUCAAUCUUCCAGAGCCAACCACCACUUCCGCCGAACAGCAGGAGCUGAAGAACGGUCUUCCUGUCGUCACUCUCCAGGAAGAUGCUAGCAUUCUCGAUAUCCUUCUUCGUCGCAUCUAUCCUCCCAGUCAGAUUCCUCUACGGCCUCUAUCCGAUCAUCCUCUGUCGACUCUGAUGUCCCUCUACGAGGCUGUAGACAAGUACGACCUUAAAGGCCUCAUCCACCCGGUCAUGGAAGCGUUGUUGCAGAACGCGUCGCAAGACGCCCUCACUGCUUACGCGUGGGGUUUGCAGCUUACAGACGUUGUUCAAGCUUCUGCGAUCGCUACACUUGACUCGCCCAUCGACGACCUUCCACUAUGUCCCGAACUCGAGCAUAUUUCGGCUGCUCAGUUUCAAAGGCUUCUUAUCUACAGACGUCGAUGCCAGGAUUCCGUCCAAAAAAUCGCUGUUGAGCAGUGGGGAUGGAUCGAAAACGUUGCCCAUGUGCCUCUAGGGGAGCCCUACUAUUCAAAUUCACCUCUGUGCUCCUGUAGGAGGAAGUGCACGUCCUCGCAGCAACUAGAGAAUGCUAUCCAGAGCGGUUCUGUCUUAGAUCCUGAUCCUAAGUGGAACUUCUGGGCCCCAAGAUGGUGGCUUGCUUAUAUGAUACGCUCUGAGUCCGCAUUAAAGAUCAGGCCCAGAGGUGGCACAGUCACCCAGAGGGAUUUUCUAGCCCCAACGUUGGGCGAGGCUAUAUCCUGCACCAAAAUACAUGAAUGCCGAAGGGGUACGCAAACCAUGCUCGAGUUUGUUGAGCGUUUCGCUGCCGCGAUCGAAGACGCUGUUGCACAGGUGGAUCCUCCGUCUAUAUAA
Molecule: messenger RNA, 1053 nt
Organism: Stereum hirsutum FP-91666 SS1
Lineage: Eukaryota; Fungi; Basidiomycota; Agaricomycetes; Russulales; Stereaceae
Exons: 2
Coding region: 1-1053 (350 amino acids)
Molecular function (GO): protein binding
Source: RefSeq, a predicted model, not a curated record